Messenger RNA from Erinaceus europaeus (western European hedgehog), 12041 nucleotides. RefSeq names its product pleckstrin and Sec7 domain containing 3 (gene PSD3). Gene Ontology annotation, molecular function: phospholipid binding; protein binding; guanyl-nucleotide exchange factor activity. Lineage: Eukaryota; Metazoa; Chordata; Mammalia; Eulipotyphla; Erinaceidae. The transcript has 16 exons. The record is from RefSeq and is a predicted model, not a curated record. Gene Ontology annotation, biological process: regulation of ARF protein signal transduction. The coding region runs from base 48 to 3872 and encodes 1274 amino acids.
UGUCUGACUGGACAACAACAAGGACUGGCCCUACCCCCCUGGAGGAAAUGGCCAAGCAGCCUCACCACCAGCAGAGGAAAACUUCCUUCCUCUUCAUCCAGGCCCCCCCUACCCGAGCUCCCCCCGCACCAUGGACAGCUGCCCCAGGGGGCCUGGAGGAGGGACACAUUUCCCCAAGUCCCAGACCAGGCUUCUUGGCAGGCCAGGACCUCAAGCUCACACAAGGCCGGGCUGCUCCUCCCCAGAGCCUGCUGCAGAAGGGGGGCCGUGGAACAGAUGGCUCAGCUGCUUUCGGUUGCUCUGUGCCACAGAAGGAGAAGAAGGAGGAGGAGGAGGUAGAGGGAAAGCCCUGGAAUCUGGAUGUGAGGAGGGGUGGCCUUUGCAGAGCCCUACACCACAAGCAUUCCCUGGAUCCUGCCUUUGGGAAACUUGGCCAGCCUUGGUCAUGCCGACUUCCUAGCCCAGCUCCUGACAUGAGCACUGGAGGCAGCCAUCCGCCCGUGGGUUGGAAGCACUGGCCACUCAGCACUGCCCCUCAGGACCAGUGGGGCCUGGCCCUUCAGCCUUGGGAUGUCUUUGGAUGCUCGGUUCCGCAGGUCACCUGGACCUAUGCUGUGGAUAUGGGCGAAAAGGCCUUGCUGGGAAGAGGAGCUGCCACCUGCCAGGCACUUUCCAGGAGCUGUGACGAAGCCAUGGACACCACAGCACGGGCCAUGAGGGCAAGGCUCUGCAGGUAUGGUCCACCCAUUCAGACCAGCAAGAGCUGCCAGGCACCAGCUGCUGCCCCUCCUCUCAAGGCAGAGACAUUUGUUUGGGUUAACAAAGCAUCAGCACAUUCCCAGAGUGUUGCCAAAGCCAAAUAUGAAUUUCUGUUUGGGAGAUCUGAAGAGAAAUCUCCAGAUGCCAGUGAUCAUGGAGGAAGCACUUUACUCCCACCGAAUGUCACAAAUGAAUUUCCAGAAUAUGGGACCAUGGAGGGCAAUGGAGAAGGCCUGAGGGGUUCUCUCGAGUUGGUGGCAGACUCUCUGCCAUGUGACCUGCAAGGGCAGCAAGAGGUCCAGCUUCUUGCUGGCCACCUCCCUAGUCUAGACAGUGUUACAAAAGGACCAGUUGAUGUCAGAGAGGCCUCUUCUCAAAGUCACUUCAAGGGACAAAGUUUACAACCCAUUGACUCCUUGAUUUCAGCUCUGAAAGCCACAGAAGCCAGAAUAACUUCAGGAAUACUACAGACUACAAAGGUACUGAGCAAAGAUGCCGCUUCUGGUUUUUCAGGUCAGCUGGUGGAAAAGGAGCCAGAAACGGCCAGUCAGAGAAUACUUCGAGCCAACAAAGUGUUCCCUGAUAGCCAGGAAAAAUCACCACAUAUACCUCUUUCAGCCGAAGUUACAACUGAGGGGACUUGUUAUCUGAACACUCAGAAGGAUCUAUCUGCACUGUUAACUGGAGAAGCUCAGACAGAGCUUUCCCAAACAAGUAAUAAUGGGAGGAAAGUAUCUGGCUAUGUUCAGGUGCCAGUGUGUCCAGGGUCCUCUGUGGGCAGUGUUGGUGUUUUGAGAGACAGGAGGCCUGAUAUGGGGAGAGAAGCCCCAGGAGGAUCCCUAGGCCGCACAGGCCGGGUCAAACACGUGGAAUUUCAAGGAGUUGAAAUAUUGUGGACAGGAGGGGAGAAAAGAGAUGUCCGGCAAGCCGCGAAUUUGGGGACAUCAUUGGAAAGGAUGACCUCUCGUGAAAGUAAAGAAUUUUCCAAAGGUCCAAGCCAUCUUGCCUCAUCUUCUGGUUUGCAUAAUUCAGUUGGUUUAACUCAGAGUAUUUGGUACGAAACCCGGAAAGCUUCUGCCGGGAGACCUGGCAAUAGCUCAGGGACAUUUUCUCCUGUGCCUCCUGUUGAGAGUGGCGAGGAUGAAGUCUUCCUAAAGGAAAACACAGAAGAUCAUGAGAGGAAACAUGAAUUGGAGAGAGACAAGGAGAGGAUCCUUGAGCUUGAGGAGCACUUUCGAGAAGGAGAGGAUGACAUCCUUGGGUCUGGGUAUGCAGAGGACUCCACUGAUGUGUACAGCUCCCAGUUUGAAACCAUUUUGGACAACACUUCUUUAUAUUACAGUGCUGAAUCCAUGGAGACUUUAUACUCCGAGCCUGAUAGUUACUUUAGUUUUGAAAUGCCCCUCACUCCAAUGAUACAACAACGCAUUAAAGAAGGUGGUCAGUUCCUGGAACGAACAUCAGCAGGAGGGCAAGACAUCCUGAGUGUCUCAGAAGAUGGUGGAAUAAUGAUGGGCUAUUCUGAGGCCAUCACCAAUGGGCUGGAGGACUCCAGUGAUUCCAUCUACAUGAAAGGCACUCAGGCCAUAGCUUUCUGGGAGAGCAAUGCUGGGGUGAAAACAGCACUGCAGGAGUCUCAUUCUGAAAUGGGGAGCACUGAAAUUCUGGAAAAGGACACCACUGAAAAUCUCAGUAAUGGUACCAGCAGUAACUCAGAAGCAGCCAAAAGGUUGGCUAAACGCCUUUAUCAACUAGACAGAUUCAAAAGAUCGGAUGUUGCAAAGCAUUUAGGCAAGAACAAUGAAUUUAGCAAACUAGUUGCAGAAGAAUACCUGAAAUUUUUUGAUUUUACAGGAAUGACACUGGAUCAGUCUCUCAGGUACUUCUUUAAAGCAUUUUCUCUUGUGGGAGAAACUCAAGAACGAGAGAGAGUUUUAAUACACUUCUCCAAUAGAUAUUUUCAUUGUAACCCAGAUACCAUUGCUUCACAAGAUGGAGUCCAUUGCCUUACCUGUGCGAUGAUGCUUCUUAACACAGAUCUGCAUGGCCAUAAUAUUGGAAAGAAGAUGACCUGCCAAGAGUUUAUUACAAACCUCCAAGGAAUAAAUGAAGGAGGUGACUUCUCCAAAGAUCUACUAAAAGCUCUGUAUAAUUCAAUCAAGAAUGAGAAGCUCGAAUGGGCAGUAGAUGAUGAAGAGAAAAAGAAAUCUCCAUCAGAGGGUACUGAUGAGAAGGCUAAUGGAACCCACCCAAAGACCCUCAGUCGUAUUGGGAGUACUACCAACCCAUUCUUGGACAUUCCUCAUGACCCAAAUGCUGCUGUGUACAAGAGUGGAUUCUUGGCUCGAAAAAUCCACGCAGAUAUGGAUGGAAAGAAGACUCCAAGAGGAAAGCGAGGAUGGAAAACUUUUUAUGCUGUGCUGAAGGGAACAGUCCUUUACUUGCAAAAGGAUGAAUACAAGCCAGAAAAGGCCCUGUCUGAAGAGGAUCUGAAAAACGCUGUGAGCGUGCACCAUGCACUGGCGUCCAAGGCCACAGACUAUGAGAAGAAACCGAAUGUUCUUAAACUUAAAACCGCCGACUGGAGAGUCUUGCUUUUUCAAGCCCAGAGUCCAGAGGAAAUGCAAGGGUGGAUAAACAAAAUUAAUUGUGUUGCAGCUGUAUUUUCUGCACCACCAUUUCCAGCAGCCAUUGGGUCUCAGAAGAAAUUUAGUCGUCCUCUUUUGCCUGCCACUACAACAAAGUUGUCUCAGGAGGAGCAACUGAAAUCUCAUGAAAGCAAACUGAAGCAGAUUACCACCGAGUUGGCUGAGCAUCGCUCAUAUCCCCCUGACAAGAAAGUGAAAGCCAAGGAGAUUGAUGAAUACAAACUAAAAGAUCACUAUCUGGAAUUUGAGAAAACCCGAUAUGAAACGUAUGUCAGCAUUCUGAAGGAAGGAGGCAAGGAAUUUCUGAGUAACAAUACAAAGGAGGCCGCAGGACUAAAGAAGUCACAUUCCAGUCCUUCACUCAACCCAGAUUCAUCCCCAGUCACUGCCAAGGUUAAGCGCAAUGUUUCAGAGAGGAAAGAUCACCGACCUGAAGCACCAAGCAUUAAGCAAAAAGUUACUUAGAAUCCAUCUGUGACCAGGAAGUGCUGGUCAUGGAGCAAUCUAGGGUUUUCAAGAUCUUUCUGGUAAAUCCGUGAAUAUAUUUUUAAAAAGUCUGUGACUAAAUGGUGCAUUAGUAACCUUUUCUAUUAUAUUGUUUGUUAAUUUCUGUACAUACUGUCUCUUUGCUCUUCAUUCUUUGCUUUGAUGAUUUUUGCUACUUGAUAACUAAUGCACCUUUUUUGUGGGGGCGAGGCAAUCAUGAUUUCAGACUGAAUUAUGAAUCACUUCUCCUCUGAUUUUCUUUUAUUUGCACUCUUAUUCAGUUGUUUUAUGUCUUCUCAAAUCAAUUCUUAUAUAUUUUUUAAAGUUAAAACAUCUAAUCCAUUGUGAAACAUUACCUGGACAAAACUUUGUAGUUUAGUAACUUCUAGCCAGAGUUAAUAUAAAAGAGUUUCUGUAUGAGAUCUUACCUAGUCACAGAGGUGGAUUGAGCGCUCACAUGAAUUCCAUUGAGAUUACAAUCCUGGGGACCCAGAUGUUUCCAGGGUGAUGCAGCUACGCUGUGUCUUAGCACUUAUUGUUGAAUGAUGACCCUGCUCAAAGCGCAGGGCGAAGCAGGCAUGAAGAUUGCAGGACAGGAGAAUGUGGGAAGGAUAUUCACUAGCCUGACAUGUUGAUUCCCUUUAAAGCCACUUAAGGAAAGAGGAAGUGGAAUCUUUCUGGUUGAAAAGGAAGGUUGGAAAAAGACUAACACCAUGGAAGGUUGGAAAAAAGACUGAUACCAAGUUCAUUUUGCUUUCAGAAGGACAGAGGCAAUGAUUGACCAAUGAGGAGCUGUAGCAGCUGGCAUGUGUUUAGUCUGCAAGAAAUAGUUACCUCACUGUCUUGGGGUCUAGACUAGGAAUACAGAUCAUCUCUUUUGUCAGUACCCUGCCUUCCAGGAAUAGGUUCUUUACACUAGAGCUAGGAAUAUGGUUAUCUCCUAGUUUUAAGAAUAGCAAGGUCUCCCUAACAAAAUGAUAUUGAAAAUGGAAUCCCUUUUGUUACUUCCUUAAGACAAAAUAAGAGAGGAAGAAGUAGCUGCAGUAAAAUAGUGAUCCUUUCAAAUUAAUAUGAAAGUAGGAGACCUGAACUGUAGAGGAAAACUGAGAGUCUGUUAGUUGCAUAUGAAAAGCUAUCUCAUUUAUUCUUAUCUUGGUCUCUGAUUGUAGUUUUCACUUUGGCACAAUGAACUUUCUCCUGAAAGUACUUUAUUUUAAAUCAUUUCUAGUCACUCAAAAGUAGUUCUGUCAACCUUACAGUCAUGAAUUUGUCCCAGUGAUGAUUAUUUGAAAUUCAGGGUGAUAAAAGAAUAUUCCCAUAUAGAGGAAGAGGAAUAAAAAUUGAGCCCACUAUGAAUGAGGACUUCCUGAUUCUAAAGCCUUGAAACUUUAUGAAGCUUAAAGCUAUGUUCUCCACAAGUAGCAUAACUUCAAAACUAAUAGAAUCACUUCUGAUACGUUUUUCCUCCCACAAAAUUUUGUUCUAGAUUUACUUUGUUUAUUAUUUAAAGGUACUAUGACCAAAGAAUCAGGGAAUCGCAAGAAUAGUAUGAUUGCAGUGAAGGAAACUAUUAGUCCUGGUAAUUUUUAGUGGAAUGUUACCCUCAUGUCCCAGUAUUUAGUUCCAGGAUUACUUCCAGGAUCCAAUACUUACUUCCUUCACCUGUGUAAAUGCCCGUAUUUACAUAGAAAAGAGCAACCCCUUUCCAAGACAGUAACUGCUUCUUCUAUGGUAAAUAUCUUUCCUCAUCUUUGUAAACUUCACUUACCCUCUCUCACACUGAAAUAAAUGACCAAAUUUGUGUUUCAAAACAAACAAAAAAGGGCAGCUCCCACAUUGGCCAUCUCUAUAUGUUCUGACUAAAUUCAAGAUAUUUACAAAGCAAUCAUCUUUUUUCUUAGAAUCUGAAUAAUCAUUCUGUUUUCUGCCUAGAUAUUUAAAGCAAAGAGGAGAGAGGUAUCUUUCUAAGCUUCAAUGACUAAAAAAGAUAAUUAUCAUCAUCAUCCCUAACUAGUUUCUCAAUACAUUAUUCCACUGUGUGAGUUUUCCUGUAUAGAUAGGAUGUUUCUGUAUAGUUAGGUAUGGAGUAGAUAGGUAUGAAAUGGUACCUUUCUAUUGGUGUUUCUGGCAUGUAGACUUGUUCUGAAACAUUCCUUAGCACCAAUGCCAUUACAGUAUUGUUCAUGUUAUGGGACUCACUAAUGUUAUGAACAUGAACUUAAUAGAUAUGACUGGAUAAGAAGGGCAUUUUGGAAGUGUCAGUGUUCUGUGUUUGCAUAGUUUUACUUUAAAAACUGCAAAGCUUAUUUUGUGAGCCAGAUUCCAGAAUGCCGUGGCGUGACGUUUAUUCUCCAGCAAUUUGGCUGAGAACACCUUCUCCCUGAGGCCUCUGAUGGUUGCUCUCUGUUUUUAGUGCAGUUUAUAGACCAAGAGUUUAAUCCUGUGCCAGGAAAUGGCCCCAAACUUGACUAGAUUCUGGGAAUCUCACCCAUAACCAACAUUAUCUUUCAUGAUUGGUUCUGUUCUGUAAUACCUAGUUGGAAGAGAGUAGAAGCAUUUCCUUUACAGCUACUCUGAGCCUGCCACCCUGCUAACGGUACAGGGGAGCGCCCUAGCUCCUUUCCUUCUGAAGGUACUCUUGCUUCCCCCACACCCUUCCUCACUUGCACCUCAUCAAGAGCCUUGGGCAUUCUUAUCAUGUGAUGAAUCAUUAUCCUUCUUUACACAAACACCUUUCAUAGUAAUUUUUAGUACAGAGACUCUUCACCAUCAUUAAAACAACUUGGUGUUACUCUUGUUGCAAAAUGUAUCAUAGAAGAGACCCGUGUCUCAAAGCUUUGGGUCUUUCAGGGUCUGUUCCCACAGUUUAGAUAUUGAUUGACUUUGACAGGAAGGUAUCAGAAAUUUCUGGUCACAAUCCAAGCUGGAUCACUAGCAUGUAGAGUCCUUAUUCUAAUGCCACGCCAUAGACAUUAUUUGGAGUACACUUUUUAAAAACAUCAUUUUGUUGACUUUUAGAAAUGCCUACACAAAACAAGCACUCUGUGCAUUUUAAUUAGUCUUAGCAAAGCCAACAUGUGGGGGGAAUCCUUGGAUGAAACUAGAUUUUCUAGAUUCUAAGUAAGGGUAGAAUCUGACUAUACAAGAACCUCUAGGUUUCAUCGACUGUUGUCCAAAUUCAGAAGAUGAGAACGAUGGGCUUCCUUUCUAAAAACCAACCUCUGGUUGAUUUCUUGAAUUUAUAUUUUACUCUGUGGCCAAACCCCAGAACUAAGACUGAGAAAGAUUUAGUAUAGCCGACGGGAAAGGAGGCUUUUGGCUACACACAGUUGCACACUUUUCAGCUGUCUCCCACUAGCUGCUUAUUCUAUCACAUGAGGAGCCCAAGCAGAUGCUCUUAUGUAAGAUAGGGCCUACUUUGGCCAUGAACUAUAUAGAUCUGCUUUUUUGCAUAACCAUGGACAGUCAGAGGGAAAUUUACUUUAAGAAGGUUCUCUCUUGCUAUCAAGACUUUCUUGGAUUUAGUUACUUAUCAUCUGAAUUGGAAUUCCUCUGGCAUUUUUCUUGCUAGUCACUAGUUAAGCUAUUCACUAGUUAAACAGAUAGUUUCUUAGCUCUGUAGGACCAAAUAGCUGCAGUUUAGUUCUUGGUGAUCCAGGCAAGUUUUCAGUGGGUUGGCAGCCACCCUGCCUCUUUUUAGCAGUGAAUAAUCCCUUAACUUUUCAAAUAACUAAAUUUCUUCCAGUUGCAAAAGUGCCAUUCAACAAAAACCCAAAGUGGCAUUAUAGGACUUAUUAAAGAUAGAGUCAGUACAUUAAAAAUUGUGACUCCAGGUUUAAAUAGCAUUUGCUUUCCUCACAGAGCAGUCUUUCCUGACAGGAAAAGAUCAGUCAUCUUUGCUAGCCAGUGAACCUCUGGACCUACUUUGUACCAUAGCUUUGCAACAGUCUUUCUCUCUGGCUAGGCCACUAGUUGGUCCCGAUGAGCAAAUGUCUCCAAAAGUCUUUUGACAUAUUAUCAAUAGAGAGGUGUUCUGUCACUGCUUCUCAGAUUCCUUUUCUGUUUCUCACCCUCAACAGGAGGGCUAGAGUCAUUGCCAUUCUUCUUUCUAUAUCUACAGUAUCCAGAACCUAAGUGGGCAGCUUUCUGCUCAGGAUGAUAACUGGCCUGUUGCAUGCAGAGAGAAUGUCUUCAUAGAAAGAGUGCCAGGAAAUACUUGAAUCUGCAUGACAGCUUGUUGACUUGAAUGCAACAGCAAGAAACUAUUGCAAGUUUAGUGCUUGUAUAUAAGUAGGUUUCCUUAAGUCUCUUUGGCUCACCCUUUUAGUUUAUUGUGUAUCUGUACUAUUGCAGGCCUUUGGAGAAUAUCCAUUUAGGCAGUAUGUCAGGUGUCAAAAAGCUUUCUGUCAUAAUGUUGUAUUUGUGGAUAUUUAUAGUUGUAUGUAUGUAUAUGUAUUAAUGUGUAGAUUGUAUAUCAAUAUAUGGUAUGUAUAUCAAAUUUAUUUUUGUCUUUAAUGACCAGUGUGAUAUGAAAAGCAAGUAAAAACCUCAUAGGGUUGAGCAUAUAAUGCAGUUAUUCAGAGUAUAUAUGGUGGUACUGUUUUAUUAAACUUAAAUUCAAAUGAUAUUUUGAUUAAAUUUUUUUAAUAAUAUUUUGUGCUAGGAAAUUCCAUCUUUGAACUUUGAGUCACCAGGGCAAAAAAAAAAUGACUCUGAAAUAUAACUUUAUGGAACUAUUUCAGUGUACUGUGUACAAUACCAAGGGGGUAGCUCAUUAUAGUUUGGGAUAUACAGAAAAAAACAGACAGCCUAUGCAGUCUUAACUUCAGUAUUAAGAGCACUUAAACAGGAUGUCAAACUGAUAAUGUUGGACUUAUUACAAAAUGUGAUGCUUUAAAGCACACGUUCUUUAUUGGUGUAAUUAGUCUGGGGGUGGGGGUUGGGGAGGAGAGAGAGAGCUUUCAGAAGAAUUGAAUCAGUAAUCAGUACCCAGCCUGUUAUUGUUGUGCCUGUAUUUGUGUUACAGUAGAAGAAACCACUCUCCUAGCACCACACCCUGACCCUCUUUAUUUUAAAGAAGUAUUAGAUGCAGAAGAAUAUCAAGGCUUCCUAAGCACGGGUACUGUAUUAUAGGUUUGCAGUUGCACAAAUUAGUACUUAUCAUCACAGGUAAAAGAAUUUUAGGAUAGGCUGUGGAUCAGGUUAAAACUUUAUUUAAUAUUUUUCUACUUAGGUCUCUUUUCUUGACUCUCCCCAAAGAAGAGCCACUGCCUUAGUUGUUCGAGCUUACUACUUAUCUUAAUAGUGUGUAAAUAGAUAACUAGAGAUUUAAAAAAAAUUGUUAACCAGCAUGUUUGGUGUAUUUAAAGCAACAACUGUUUGUGCCUGAAUGAGUGAAGAAGUGCAGUGUCUUUGUCUAAACACACUGCCUCACGUUCUUGUGUUUGAUCCUGACAGAAUUGUGGAGUGGGAGAGUCAUCUUUGGUUCCAGGCUGCAGAGGUGCAUUGGUGAUUACACUCAAGUUUUAUUAUUAUUAUUAACUCUAUAGUCUCAAACUAUUUUUACAAAUGUAUAAUAUCUCCUAAUUUAUUCCUGACAUGCUGUGAGCUGACUCUGUGACUGAUCAGCAGGGUCUUUGUUCUGCAAGAGUGUAUUUCCACCUAAGAUUUACAGUGAUUUAGAAAAAAAAAAAAACUAUACAUUUGCUUUAAAAAUCCUAUAGAGAAGGAAUUGUAAAAAGAAAAAAGAAGAAGAAAGCAAGAAUCAUUUGAUCAUUUGGGGGCCUUAAUUGUUUGAAAUGUUUGGAAUUUCAGUAUGGAACCAUGGAGAUUAUAAAGCCAAGUCACCAUUUGGUACAGAUAGCAGGAUCUACUGUACAGCAAGUGUGUGUGUGUAUAUAUAUAUAUAUAUAUAUAUAUAUAUAUAUAUAUAUAUAUAUAUAUAUGCAUGUUGAUCUUUUAUUCCAGAUAAUACUUUUAAAGCUAUAGGAACAAGAGUAUUGAGACCAAACUGAAGUCAGGGACUGGGCUGGGGGAGAAUGUGAGCUGUUUCCCUUCCAUUUGGGGAAGCCACACAUGUAGUCAGUCCCAUGCUCCUGAGAGACUCAGAGCCAGUGUAGUCUCCCCUUAGAUAUGUAAGGAGAAAGGUGUGUGUGACUGGAGCCUCACAUACACACAUGUAUGCACAGGAAAUUCUUUAAGGUAUGAAAAUAUGCUAUAAGUUGGAAUGUUCUAAAGAGGUGAUAAUAGGAAUACAAAGCAUCAGGAAUAUUUUCUAAGGGCCAAGAAAGAGGUUGAGCUCUAUUGUCACUCAGAUACAUUUCAUUUUUAAUAAAUCAGCAAAAGGAGGCAUGGUACAUUCUUUCUGGUGACCCACACCAAAAGCAGCAGCUUCUCCAAUAGCCUGGGGGAGUUCCAGCAGGUUGGUGGUGCACUGUUGUCCAAGAUGACAUUGUACCUUGCAGUGGAGAGCGGUCUUUUGAGAAAGGAAUGCAAAUAGAGAAGCAAUGAAACACUUAGUAGAGGAGUGCUGUAGUGGCUUAUCCACUCUGCCAUCUGAACUAUCUGCUGGAUAUUUGGGCACUUUUCCAUCAACAGUGCAGGUCAACAAUGUGAAGGAACCUAGCCAAAAUAAAUUUCUCUAUAUAGCAAACUAGACUCAUGAAUAGUGUUAUAUCUGUAUAGGUAAAAUAAGCACCUGAGCUUCAAUUCCUGAAAAAUGUUGGUUAAUAGAGAGAGUUCUAGAGUGUCCCUUAGUAUUUCCCUGUAACCUGCAUCAGGAGUCCCAGGAAACUCCCAGCCACAAGGCUCAGUUAAGGACAGCAUUGCAGAUCCAAGGUUCCUGCCUCUGAGCCCUGAAUUCCCAGGGUGCUGUAGAGAGUGGUGGUGUAUCCUCUCUGCCCUCGGCUGUCCACUCCACUGAGGUUUCUACUGAGCAGCAGCACCUCCUGGGUUUCACUUGCUACUUCCCAGCUGUAGGAACCCAUCUGUCUCAAUGGCUUGACCCUGCAGAGGCAAGAUAUCUACUCAGAGUGAUGAGGGUAUUUAAAAUUCUCCAACUGAAGCCAAGACCACAUAUUUAGCAAGAAGUCAAGCCAGAUAGGGAUGAUAUCUCUGCUUCUGCACUCACAUUUCUGGAAAUGAAUGAUAUUUCAUUUCUGCAGGAAAGGUCAAGCCACACUAAGCCUAUUGCUUAGUCAGCCACUCUGCUCAGUCCAGAUGAGAGCUGUUGGGUAAAGGCCUCAGUGCCUCCCUGCAUUCUCUUCUACCUCAUGUUUUAGAAGCCCGUUUCUAGAACAGAAAUUCACAUGAGUGGAGAACCAGCACUGUCAGCCUUGAUCACUGCAGGCCAGGCAUAAGAGGUGGGAGUCUGUAUCUUUUCAUAAAGGCCAAGCUUUUCAUUUGUCCUACCAAUUGACUGUGUUAUUUACUGUGGCUCAAUUGGCAAGGUGAAACAUUCCUUUACCUUCAAAGUUCUCUUCACUGAUCAUUACGAUCUCAUUGCAAUCCUGGUGCCAUAUGUCCCUGCAAAUUGUGAAAGUGAUUAGUGACAAAAUAACAGCCUACUUCUUUUCAGUGGCCAAACUGUCAGCAUUAGCAGUCUUGGGUAAGAUAGUGGUACCAUAUCAUGUACUGGAAGCCUGUUCCUCCUUAUCAUCCACCAGCUUCAAGAAAAUGCCAUUUCCUUGAGCAUUGUGGCAUUUGUGGUGGCCAUCUUUUGAGUGGAACAGUUAUGUGGAUAUGAUUCAAGUGUUUAAAGAAUAUUUUAGAAAUUGAGUUUACAUUUUACAAUUGCUUUAUUUUUUAUUAAAAUAAUUGUAUAUAGAUAUUCCCCUAUUUCACUGGGGGUAAAUCUAAAUCGUGUAGACAAGUGAGUCAGCUGAUACUGUAUAGAAGGUAUGAUAUAUAUAUAUAUAUAUAUAUAUAUAUAUAAUAGUACAUUUCUCUGUUGUGUAAAUGUUCAUAGAUUUGACUGGCUCCUGUGUUUUUAUAAGUUGGGGGUAACCUGUUGUUUUACAACAACAAAAUGUAUUGCAUUUAAGUGGUUUUUAUGUUAUAGAAAUCAUGCAAAAUAGUGAAAGACUUAAAAUAUAUAUAUGACAUAUGUAAAUGUACAAAUUUAGAAAUAAAUUCGACAAAUUUCAGUCA